UAAUACUAUAAAAUGAUACAAGAAAAACGUACUUUUCAUUUCUACAGAAAUGAAUUCAGAAUACAUGAAACUGUUUUUGAUUUCCGUCCUUUUGGGGAGUAACUAUGCUAGCGAUGGGAUCUGUAGCAAUAACACAGUUAUUCCAAAAUGUUGCACGAGCUAUAUGUACGAUGACACAUUGCAGCAAUGUGUAGCUUGUAUUGGAAGGUACGGUGACAACUGCAGCAAAAGUUGUCCUCUCGGAUACUAUGGACGAAAGUGUAAUGACACUUGUAAUUGUAAUUCCACCGUUUGCGACGAAGUGACAGGAUGUUUAAAAGCUACAUCAGAUCAAACUGAAUCAUAUGAGAAUAUAACAUUCAGGGAAUUGGAUUUGUGCAAACCAAUAGAUUCAGGAUUGAUUAUACGUCAUACUUUGACCGUAUCGGUAUUCUUCCUUUCCUUACUGAUUGGCAUAACUGUAACCAUCGCCUACAGACUGAAAAGAAAAACCGAGACCAGAAUCCCCGUUGUCAGCACAAAAGACAGCUUAUUUCUCGAUCGCAAUACUUGCGCCUCCUCAUCGAUCUAUAUCGAUGUGAUACACCCCAGAACUACACCAGUUCGGGUCGUGGAACUAAUAGACCAAACAGAUUACUCGGAAAUAAACUGAGGCAAACUGUUCCCAUAAACUACCAAAGAAAGAGUCUGAACAGUUAUAAACCGGAUGACACAACUAAAGUUUCUAUUAGAUUUAACAAAGAAUAUGUUUACCACAAAAAAUUUCUAGUUGUGCUUCGCAAUAGCUG
This is a messenger RNA of Magallana angulata, 788 nucleotides long. RefSeq lists its product as uncharacterized. The coding region runs from base 50 to 652 and encodes 200 amino acids. The transcript has 7 exons. The record is from RefSeq and is a predicted model, not a curated record. NCBI's taxonomy places the organism in Eukaryota, Metazoa, Mollusca, Bivalvia, Ostreida, Ostreidae.